Messenger RNA from Myxocyprinus asiaticus (Chinese sucker), 3400 nucleotides. RefSeq names its product DNA-directed RNA polymerase III subunit RPC9-like. NCBI's taxonomy places the organism in Eukaryota, Metazoa, Chordata, Actinopteri, Cypriniformes, Catostomidae. Gene Ontology annotation, biological process: transcription initiation at RNA polymerase III promoter. Gene Ontology annotation, cellular component: RNA polymerase III complex. Bases 43 to 522 code for a protein of 159 amino acids. The transcript is spliced from 6 exons. Gene Ontology annotation, molecular function: nucleotide binding. The record is from RefSeq and is a predicted model, not a curated record.
CACCGGAUCGUUGUUUGAGGUCGGACCAUCAAGGCGAGCAGGAUGGAAGUGAGAGAUGCCAAUGCUGCUGUGCUAAGCAAUUAUGAGGUCUAUAAGCUGCUGACAGACUUGAAAGAGAAGAGGAAGGAGAUUGUUAAAAAUAAACACAGCUCUGGGCAGCAGAAUCUCAACACCAUCAUGUAUGAGACCCUGAAGUAUCUUUCCAAGACACCAUGUGUUCAUCAGAACCCAGAGACAGUGAAAGAGUUCCUUUCUGCGAUGCUGCCUCACAAGCUCACAAAAGCUGAGAAGCUGCAACUCCUAAACUACAGACCUCAGACGGCCGUUGAGAUCCAGCUGAGCUGGAUGUUAGAAAUAUAUCCUGUCAACCACUUGCAGGUGGUAGAAGAGAGUGAGGAAAGACUGACAGAAGAACAGAUAGAUGAACUUAUACAGAAAGUCACAGACAUCCUCCCUGGUGACCCUCUGGAAGAAGGCGAUGCAUCUGCUGACCCUGAGAUGGAAACAGAAGGAAACCAAUAGCAUCCUUUCUGCAAACACUUUAUUUUUUUUUUUUUUUUUUUGGUGUUGUGAUGCUUUCAUUCUCGACCACAGAAGAAAUGGAUUUCAGAUUUGUAGGCAGUGCUAAUCCUCAAGAAAUCUACCGUUGAUUUUCAUUAUAUUAAUGAGAAUGCAUGUCAGGUACAUUUAUGAACAAAAAGGUUAUAUCUAAAUGGUCUAGUGUCACAAAUCUAAAAACGUUUAUUUAUUUACCUUAAUGUAUAUAUUGUAAAAGCAUAUGAUGAAAAGAAAUGCCAUAUGUGAUUUUUAUGAUUAUUGAAACUUUUUUCAAACACAUUUGUAGCAGUUGUAGUGAUGGGGGUAGAUAUAAUCUUCUGGAGUCCUAAAAGAUAAGCUAAUUUCCUCUGGCAUCCUUCCUGUUUUGCUUUCAUUUAUUUUCUGUUAAAUUAUCAGUGCCCAUUGUAAGUUUUCAUUUGAUAUUUCAGACCGAUUGAGCAAAGCAAAACUGUUUUGAAUAUAGGCUAUUUAGUGUGUUAUGUCUGUUUGCAAUUUUCCAAGCUGUCUCUGCUGACUUGACUGUGCAAAUGAGGUGGCAUAAUGUGUAACAGCAGGAUUUUACUGAGCUUUUGUAACAUCUAAGUUCACCAUUUUUAUCAUUUGUCAGCACCUAAUAUGAAUCAUCUAUUCAAGACACUUUCUCCUGCCAUUAACAUUAACUAAUUAAGACACUCAUUAACUAUUUUAAGAUGAAUAUAGACUCAUCUAUUCAAACCAGAAUAUUGGUUUAUGACAUCAAUUCCUUGUCAUAAAGAAAAAAACAAAACAAAGAACCAAUGGAAAGGAUCUGAAAGACACUAGACGUUUGUUGUAACCAAUGAAAUUUGAGAUAUCCAUUUUCAACUGUGGUAUGAAGUUACAAACAAGCUUCACUCACGUUGAGUAGCCUUAGAUUGCAGUCUGGACGAUGGGGCAGGGCGACACGUUGGGGCGGUUUUUCAACAACCUUUCCCGUUCCUGCAGCAGAAAUCGUUGAGCGCGUUCCAUUUAAAGGGCACGAGCCUUUUCAUGUUUGUUGACAGUUUGUUAACUUAUUUCGUUAUCGUAAUAUCAAGAUGCAUUUUGGGCGAUUCGUUUGAAACGGGACGACGCUAAAGUAACGGGGUCCAAACUGUUUUGGGAGUUGUCCACUUAAAACACAUUCAUGUUUGACAUAGCACCAGAGCGUUGCAUUAAAAACCAGCAUUUUCAGGUGAAGUCAGAAGUUUACAUACAAUUAGGCUGAAGUCAUUAAAACUCAUUUUUUUAACCACUCCACAGAUUAAAUGUUAGCAAACUAUAGUUUUGGCAAGUAAUUUAGGACAUUACUUUGUGCAUGACAUGGGUAAUUUUUCCAACAAUUGUUUACAGACAGAUUGUUUCACUUUUAAUUGACUAUUUCCCAAUUUCAGCGGGUCAGAAGUUUACAUACACCAAGUUAACUGUGCCUUUAAGCAGCUUGGAAAAUUCCAGAAAAUGAUGUCAAGCCUUUAGACAAUUAGCCAAUUAGCUUCUGAUAGGAGGUGUAAUGAAUUGGAGGUGUACCUGUGGAUGUAUUUUAAGGCCUACCUUCAUACUCGGUGCCUCUUUGCUUGACAUCAUGGGAAAUUCAAAAGAAAUCCGCCAAGACCUCCGAAAAACAUUGUGGACCUCCACAAGUCUGGUUUAUCCUUGGGAGCAAUUUUCAAACACCUGAAGGUACCAUGUUCAUCUGUACAAACAAUAGUACGCAAGUAUAAAUACCAUAGGAUCACGCAGCCAUUAUACCGCUCAGGAAUUCUGUCUCCUAUGAACGUAGAGUUGUGCGAAAAGUGUAAAUCAAUCCCAGAACAGCAGCAAAGGACCUUCUGAAGAUGCUGGAGGAAACAGGUAGACAAGUAUCUAUAUCCACAGUAAAACAAAUCCUAUAUCAACAUAACCUGAAAGGCUGCUCAGCAAGGAAGAAGCCAGUGUUCUAAAACGGCCAUAAAAAAAGCCAGACUACUGUUUGCAAGUGCACAUGGGGAAAAAGAUCUUACUUUUUGGAUACAUUUUCUCUGGUCUGAUAAAAAUGGAAAAAGGGUGAGGCUUGCAAGUCGAAGAACACCAUCCCAACCGUGAAGCAUGGGGGUGGCACUAUCAUGUGGGGGUGCUUUGCUGCAGGAGGGACUGUUGCACUUCACAAAAUAGAUGGCAUCAUGAGGAAGGAAAAUUAUGUGGCUAUAUUGAAGCAACAUCUUAAGACAUCAGCCAGGAAGUUAAAACUCUGUCGCAAAUGGUUCUUCUAAAUGGACAAUUACCCCAAGCAUACCUCCAAAGUUGUGGCAAAAUAGCUUAAGGACAACAAAAUCAUUGUAUUGGAGUGGCCAUCACAAAGCUCUGACUUCAAUCUGACAGAAAUUUGGAAAUUGUGGGUAGAACUGAAAAGCAUGUAUGAGCAAGGAGGCCUACAAACCUGACUCAGUUACACCAGUUCUGUCUGGAGGAAUGGGCCAAAAUUCCAGCAACUUACUGUGAGAAGCUUGUGGAAGGCCACCCAAAUGUUUGACCCAAGUUAAACAAUUAAAAAGGCAAUACUAACAAAUUGUGUGUAAACUUCUGAUCCACUGGGAAUGUAAUGAAAGAAAUAAAAUCUGAAAUAAAUAAUUCUCUCUACUAUUAUUCUGACAUCUCUCAUUCUUAAAAUAAAGUAGUCGUCCUAACUGAUCUAAGACAGGUUUAUGAUUAAAUGUCAGGAAUUGUAAAAAAAAAAAAAAAAAAACUGAGUUUAAAUGUAUUUGGCUAAGAUAUAUGUAAACUUCAGACUAUACUGCACAAACUGAUGGUUAUGUGAGGAUUUAAAGGGGAAAUAAGCGCAUGCUCAUAUUUUUUCAAAAAGCGAAUG